CUGGUGUGUAAGCUCUCCCACCACGUGUGUGCCCAACGACUCCACCAUAUGCCUGCCUGCUGAGAAGCUGUGCGACGGCACUGACGACUGCCCCGACGGCUCCGACGAGAAGCUCUGUGACUUGUGUUCAAUGAACAACGGAGACUGCAGCCAUAACUGCAACGGUUGCGCCUGGUGAGGGUGUGGUGUGUUCAUGCCCGCCUGGGCAUGGAGCUGGGCACUGACAACAAGACGUGCCAGAUCCAGAGCUUCUGUGCAAAGCACCUGAAGUGCAGCCAGCGCUGUGAACAGGACAAGUUCAGUGUCAAAUGUUCCUGUUACGAGGGCUGGGAACUGGAGCCCGACAUGGAGAACUGCAAGAGCACUGAUCCCUUCAAGCCGUUUAUCAUCUUCUCCAAUCGUCAUGAGAUCCGGCGUAUUGACCUCAACAAGGGGGAGUUCAGCGUCCUGGUGCCUGGCUUGAGGAACACUAUCGCCCUGGACUUCCACCUCAGCCAGAACGCCCUCUAUUGGACAGAUGUGGUGGAGGACAAGAUCUACCGCGGCAAGCUGUCGGAGAAUGGAGCUCUGACCAGUUUCGACGUGGUGAUCCAGUACGGGCUGGCAACCCCCGAGGGCCUGGCGGUGGACUGGAUCGCAGGGAACAUCUACUGGGUGGAGAGCAACCUGGACCAGAUCGAGGUGGCCAAGCUGGACGGCACCAUGCGGACCACCCUGCUGGCUGGGGAGGUGGAGCACCCCCGCGCCAUCGCUCUGGACCCCCGCUAUGGUAUUCUGUUCUGGACAGACUGGGAUGCCAGCAUGCCUAGGAUUGAGGCAGCUUCUAUGAGUGGCGAGGGCAGGAGGACCAUCCACAAGGAGACGGGGAACGGAGGCUGGCCUAAUGGACUCACUGUGGACUACCUGGAGUUACGCAUCCUCUGGAUCGAUGCUAGGUCUGAUGCUAUUUACUCUGCAAAAUAUGAUGGUUCCGGCCUGAUAGAGGUGCUGAGGGGACAUGAAUACCUGUCGCACCCCUUCGCUGUCACCAUGUACGGGGGCGAGGUGUACUGGACAGACUGGAGGACCAACACACUGGCCAAGGCCAACAAGUGGACCGGCAACAAUGUGACAGUGGUCCAGAGAACCAACACACAGCCUUUUGACCUGCAGGUGUACCACCCUUCUAGACAGCCCCAGGCUCCAAACCCGUGUGCUGCUAACAAUGGAACAGGGCCGUGUUCUCACCUGUGUCUGAUCAACUACAACCAGACCUUUUCCUGUUCCUGCCCUCACCUCAUGAAGCUGGGCACAGACAAACACACCUGCUAUGAGUCUCGUCAGUUCCUGCUGUACGCCCGUCAGAUCGAGAUCCGUGGCGUGGACAUAGACAACCCCUACUACAACUACAUAAUCUCCUUCACCGUGCCGGACAUCGACAACGUGACUGCCGUGGACUACGACUCCCAGGAGCACCGCAUCUACUGGUCAGACGUCCGAACUCAGACCAUCAAGAGAGCCUUCAUCAACGGGACGGGGGUGGAGACGGUGGUGUCUGCAGACCUGCCUAACGCUCACGGCCUGGCGGUGGACUGGGUGUCCAGGAACCUGUUCUGGACCAGCUAUGAUGCCAACAAGAAACAGAUUAACGUAGCCAGACUGGAUGGAUCGUUCAAGAAUGCUGUUAUACAGGGCCUGGAUAAACCCCACUGUCUGGUGCUACACCCAAUAUUGGGAAAGCUCUACUGGACAGAUGGUGACAACAUUAGCAUUGCCAACACAGAUGGCAGCAACCGCAGUGUCCUCUUCACCAAUCAGAAAGGCCCUGUUGGCCUGUCCAUUGACUUUGACACGGAACAGCUGUACUGGAUCAGCUCAGGGAACAGCACCAUCAGCCGCUGUAAACUGGACGGCUCUGGGCUGGAGGUCAUGGAGGGGGUGAAGGGCAAGCUGACCAAGGCCACCGCUCUGGCCAUAAUGGGUGACAAGCUGUGGUGGGCGGACCAGGGCACUGACCAGAUAGGGACAUGUGACAAGAAAGAUGGAGGCAACUGGAAGGUCCUCAGGAACAGCACCUCUCCCAUGAUGCACAUGAAGAUCUACAACGAGACCGUGCAGACAGGCUCCAACCUGUGCAGUACCAACAACGGGGACUGUUCCCAGCUGUGCCUCCCCACCUCCCCCACCACCCGGGCCUGCAUGUGCACCGCAGGGUACAGCCUCCGGAGGGGGCAGCAGUCCUGCGAGGGUGUGGGCUCCUUCCUCCUGUACUCUGUCCACGAGGGCAUCCGUGGCAUUCCCCUGGACCCUGCCGAUAAGUCGGACGCCUUAGUGCCUGUGUCGGGCACCUCGCUGGCAGUGGGCAUAGACUUCCAUGCAGACAAUGACACCAUCUACUGGGUGGACAUGGGCCUGAGCACCAUCAGCAGGGCCAAGAGAGACCAGACCUGGAGGGAGGACGUGGUCACUAAUGGGAUAGGCAGGGUGGAGGGCAUCGCUGUGGACUGGAUAGCAGGGAACAUCUACUGGACGGACCAGGGCUUCGAUGUGAUCGAGGUGGCCAGACUGAACGGCUCCUUCCGCUACGUGGUGAUCUCCCAGGGCCUGGACAAGCCCCGCGCCAUCACCGUCCACCCAGAGAAAGGGUAUCUGUUCUGGACAGAGUGGGGUCAGGACCCUCGUAUUGAGAGGUCUCGUCUGGAUGGUUCCCAGAGGGCCAUACUGGUCAACGUCAGCAUCAACUGGCCAAACGGCAUCUCCAUUGACUAUCAGGAGGGUCUGCUGUACUGGUGUGACGCUCGCAAUGACAAGAUUGAGCGCAUCAAUCUGGAGACAGGAGAGAACAGGGAGGUGGUGCUAGCCAACAACAACAUGGACAUGUUCUCUGUCUCGGUGUUCGAAAACUACAUCUACUGGAGCGACAGGACCCAUGCCAACGGCUCCAUCAAGCGAGGCAGCAAGGACAAUGCCACAGACUCUGUGUCACUGCGUACGGGCAUCGGAGUACAGCUCAAAGACAUCAAAGUCUUCAACAGAGCCCGCCAGCAAGGCACUAAUGUGUGCAAGGACAACAACGGUGGCUGUCAACAACUCUGCCUUUACCGCGGUAACGGCCAGCGCACCUGUGCCUGCGCUCACGGCAUGCUGGCGGAGGACGGGCGGGGUUGCCGUGACUACGACGGCUACCUGCUGUACUCGGAGCGGACCAUACUAAAGAGCGUGCACCUGUCGGACGAGAACAACCUCAACGCUCCCAUCAAACCGUUUGAGGACCCGGAGCACAUGAAGAACGUGAUCGCCCUCACCUUCGACUACCGAGGAGGAGGAGGGAAGGGGGCCAACCGCAUCUUCUUCAGCGACAUCCACUUUGGAAACAUCCAGUCCAUCAACGAUGACGGCUCCGACCGCAAGACAGUAGUGGAGAACGUUGGCUCUGUGGAGGGUCUGGCCUACCAUCGUGGCUGGGACAUUCUCUACUGGACGAGCUACACCACCUCCACCAUCACGCGCCACACGGUGGACCAGAGUCGCUGGGGGGCCUCGGACCGCCAGACCGUGGUCUCCAUGUCCGGCGACGACCACCCACGAGCCUUCGUACUGGACGAGUGUCAGGAUCUGAUGUUCUGGACCAACUGGAACGAGCAGUUUCCCAGCAUCAUGCGAGCCACCCUGUCUGGUUCCAAUGUGCUGGUCAUCAUUGGCAGCGACAUCAAGACCCCCAACGGCCUCGCCAUUGACCACCGCUCGGAGAAAAUCUACUUCUCGGAUGCCACGCUGGACAAAAUCGAACGCUGCGAGUACGACGGCAGCCGCCGCUAUGUGGUGCUGAAGAGUGAGCCGGUGCACCCGUUUGGCCUGGCUGUGUACGGAGACUACAUCUUCUGGACGGACUGGGUCCGCAGGGCCGUUCUCCGGGCGGACAAGUACGUUGGCGGAGACAUGAAGUUGCUGCGUGCCGACAUCCCCCAGCAGCCCAUGGGCAUUGUCGCCGUGGCCAACGACACCAACAGCUGCGAGUUCUCCCUUUGCCGUGUGAACAAUGGAGGUUGUCAGGACCUGUGUCUGCUCUCCUCUGAGGGCAGGGUCAACUGCAUCUGCCGUGGGGAGAGGAAGCUUCUGGAAGACAACUCCUGCGUUGCGGGAAACACCACAUGCAGCAGUAUAGAUCAGUUUGAGUGUGGCAACGGAGACUGCAUCAACUACACCCUGACUUGUGACGGCAAGGCCCACUGCAAGGACAAGUCUGACGAGAAACAGUCCUACUGCGGUAACCGUGUGUGUAAGAAAGGCUACAGGCGGUGUGUGAACGCCCGCUGUGUGGCACACAGCUCUUGGUGUAACGGGCAGGACGACUGUGGAGACAACUCAGACGAACUCUUCUGCAACACCACCCUGUGCACGGCGGAACAGUUCCAGUGCAGAGAUGGAGGCUGCAUCUCCAACUCCAGCAAGUGUAACCAGGUGGUGGACUGCGAGGACGCCAGUGAUGAGAUGAACUGCUCUGCUACGGACUGUUCCAGUUACUUCCGCCUGGGGGUAAAGGGGGUGACCUUCCAGAAGUGCAAGUACACCACGCUCUGCUACGCCCCCACCUGGGUGUGUGAUGGCGCGAACGACUGUGGAGACUUCUCAGACGAGAGGAACUGCCCUGGCAAAGGAACUAGUGACACCAAGUGUCCUGCUCCCUUCUUCGCGUGUCCUAGUGGUCGAUGCAUCCCUUUGAGCUGGACCUGUGACGAUGAAAACGACUGUGAGAACGGGGCGGAUGAGACUCACUGUGAUAAGUUCUGCAAGGCCAACCAGUUUGAGUGUACCAACCACCGCUGCAUCCCCAGCCACUGGGUGUGUGAUGGAGCGAACGACUGCCAGGACAAUUCUGACGAGGCCAAAUGUGCUAAUAAGACGUGUAGCCCAGAGGCCUUCCAGUGUCCUGGCUCUCCCGUGUGUAUACCUCAGCGCUGGAAGUGUGACGGGGACAAGGACUGCCAGGACGGCUCUGAUGAGGGGGUGAAGGCAGGCUGCGUGUUCAACAACACGUGCAGCGAGAGAGAGUUCAUGUGCCAGAACCGAGAGUGCAUCCCCAAGCACUUUGUGUGCGACCACGACAAGGACUGCAGCGACGGCUCAGACGAGUCUCCGGAGUGUGAGUACCGCACCUGUGGUCCUAACGAGUUCCGCUGUGCCAACGGCCGCUGCCUGGUCCAGAGCUACUUGGAGUGCGACGGAGACUUCGACUGUCACGACCGCUCUGACGAGGCCCCGAAGAACCCACGCUGCUCUGGCCCAGAGAAGAAGUGUAACGACACGGCGCACGCCUGCGCCAACGGCAACUGCAUCAACGAGACGCUGCUGUGCGACCGCAACAACGACUGCGGCGACGGCUCCGACGAGCUCAACUGCUUCAUCAACGAGUGUCUGAACAGCAAGCUGAGCGGCUGCGCCCAGCUGUGUGAGGACCUGAAGAUCGGCUUCAAGUGCAGGUGUCACCCCGGCUUCCGUCUGAAGGACGACGGGAAGACGUGCGUGGACGUGGACGAGUGCACGAGCAGCUACCCCUGCACCCAGCGCUGCAUCAACACGCACGGCAGCUUCCACUGUCUCUGCGUGGAGGGCUUCCAGCUCAGCCCCCACGACCCCACCGUCUGCAAGUCCACCUCCGAUGUGGAGCCCUUCCUCAUCUUUGCCAACCGCUACUACCUGAGGAAGCUCAACCUGGACGGCACCAACUACACUCUGCUUAAACAGGGGCUGAACAAUGCGGUGGCUCUGGACUUUGACUACCGGCAGCAGAUGAUCUACUGGACAGACGUGACCACCCAGGGCAGCAUGAUCCGACGCAUGCACAUCAACGGCAGUGACGUGCAGGUCCUUCACCGCACAUCGCUCAGCAACCCUGAUGGCCUGGCGGUCGAUUGGGUGGGAGGGAACCUGUACUGGUGUGACAAGGGUCGGGACACCAUCGAGGUGUCCAAGCUGAACGGAGCCUACAGGACAGUGCUGGUCAACACGGGGCUGAAGGAGCCGCGGGCUGUGGCGGUGGACGUCCGCAACGCGUACCUGUACUGGUCUGACUGGGGAGACAACCCCCACAUCGGCAGGAUCGGGAUGGACGGCAGCAACCGCAGCGUGAUCGUGGAGGACAGGAUCACCUGGCCCAACGGCCUCACGCUCGACUUCAUCAACGACCGCAUCUACUGGGCCGACGCCAGGGAGGACUACAUCCAGUUCUCCAGCCUGGACGGGACCAACAGACACACGGUCCUCAGCCAGGACAUCCCUCACAUCUUUGCCAUGACGCUGUUCGAGGAGUACAUCUACUGGACAGACUGGGAGACCAAGUCCAUCAACAGAGCGCACAAGACCCUGGGCACCAACAAGACCCAGCUCAUCUCCACCCUGCACAGGCCCAUGGACAUCCACAUCUACCACCCCUACCGCCAGCCCGAGGCCUUGAUGGCCGACCAUCCGUGCCAGGCCGACAACGGGGGCUGCAGUAACCUGUGUCUGCUGUCCCCUGGGUGGGGCCACAAGUGUGCCUGUCCCACCAACUUCUACCUGGCCGCUGAUGGGAAACAGUGCAUGUCCAACUGCACUGCCAGUCAGUUUGUGUGUAAGAACGAUAAAUGCAUUCCGUUCUGGUGGAAGUGUGACACAGAGGAUGACUGUGGAGACCGCUCAGACGAGCCUGCAGACUGCCCUGGGUUCAAAUGCAGACCUGGGCAGUUCCAGUGUGGCACAGGCAUCUGCACCAACCCUGCCUACAUCUGUGACGGAGACAAUGACUGUCAGGACAACUCUGACGAGGCCAACUGUGACAUCCACGUGUGCCUACCCAGUCAGUUCAAGUGCACCCACCCCAGCCGGUGUAUCCCUGGGAUCUUCCGCUGUAACGGUCAGGACAACUGUGGAGAGGGGGAGGACGAGAAGGACUGCCCCGAGGUGACCUGCGCUCCGAACCAGUUCCAGUGUGCCAUCACCAAGCGCUGCAUUCCACGUGUGUGGGUGUGUGACCGGGACAACGACUGCGUGGACGGGUCUGAUGAGCCAGCCAACUGCACCCAGAUGACAUGUGGCGUGGAUGAGUUCCGCUGCAAGGACUCAGGACGAUGCAUCCCCGCUCGAUGGAAAUGUGACGGGGAGGACGACUGCGGCGAUGCCUCAGAUGAGCCCAAAGAGGAGUGUGAUGAGAGGACAUGUGAGCCCUACCAGUUCCGCUGCAAGAACAACCGCUGUGUCCCUGGCCGCUGGCACUGUGACUAUGACAACGACUGUGGGGACAACUCUGAUGAGGACAACUGUGCGCCCAGGCAGUGUUCGGAGAGCGAGUUCUCCUGUACCAACGGGCGCUGUAUCGCUGGGAGGUGGAAGUGUGAUGGAGACCAUGACUGUGCUGAUGGAUCAGAUGAGAACGGCUGUGAUGUGAAGUGUGACAGUGAUCAGUUCCAGUGUAAGAACGGUCACUGUAUCCCCCUCCGCUGGCGCUGCGACGCCGACGCAGACUGCAUGGACGGCAGCGACGAGGAGAAGUGUGACAGUGGAGUGGCGAGACACUGCCCCCUGGAUGAGAUUCAGUGUAACAACACCCUGUGUAAGCCCCUGGCCUGGAAGUGUGAUGGUGAGGAUGACUGCGGAGACAACUCUGAUGAAAACCCUGAGGAGUGCACCAAGUUCCAGUGUCCGCCCAUGAGGCAGUUCCGUUGUCAUAACGACCGUGUGUGCCUGCCAGCAUCCAAGCGCUGUGACGGUGUCAACAACUGUGGGGACAACAGUGACGAGCUCAACUGCAAGAGCGCUCCUGCCAGCCCCGUGUGUGAGAAGGAUGAGUUCCAGUGCUCCAACGGCCACUGCAUCAGCUCCAACCUGCGCUGUAACUUCUUCAACGACUGCAAGGACCACGGCUCUGACGAGAUCAGCUGCAACAAGAAAGAUGCCGAACAGGACUGUCGCAGCAACAGGACGGGGUGCGGCGACGGGGACGAGGCUCACUGCGUGGUCAACGGCACCGACGCCUUCUGCUCCUGCAAGCCUGGCUUCCACGCCACCGGACAGAACCGAUGUGAAGACAAGAAUGAGUGCAAGCACUUUGGAGUGUGUUCCCACAUCUGCAACAACACCAAGGGGUCAUACAUGUGCAGCUGUCACAAGUACUUCACCAGGAUCAACAGCACCUGCAAGGCUGACAACCUCAGACAGGUGCUCUACAUCGCCGACGACAACGAGAUCCGCAGCCUGGACCCCGGCAUGCCCAACUGGCGCUACGAGCAGACGUUCCAGGGCGACGCCAACGUGCGCAUCGACGCCGUGGACCUGCACGUCAAGACCAACCGCGUCUUCUGGACCAACUGGCACACGGGCCGCAUCUCCUCCUACGAGCUGCCCUCGUCCUCGCCCAACAGCAACCGCAACCGCCGCCAGAGCGACUCCAGAGUCACCAACUUGGAGAUCCCAGGCCUUAAGAUGCCCCGUGGCAUCGCCGUGGACUGGGUGGCAGGGAACAUCUACUGGACUGACUCUGGCAGGGAUGUCAUCGAGGUGGCCCAGAUGAACGGGCGCCACCGCAAGACCCUCAUCUCAGGCAUGAUCGACGAGCCCUACGCCAUCGUGGUGGACCCCCAGAGAGGGACCAUGUACUGGGCCGACUGGGGAAAUCACCCAAAGAUUGAGACUGCUGCCAUGGACGGGACCAUGAGAGAGACUCUGGUACACAAAAACAUCCAGUGGCCCACAGGCCUGGCGGUGGACUACUUUAACGAGCGUCUGUAUUGGGCUGAUGCCAAGCUGUCUGUGAUUGGCAGUGUGAGGCUGAAUGGGAGUGACGCUGUCAUAGCUGUGUCCAGCAUUAAGAACAAGCUCCACCACCCCUUCAGCAUAGACGUGUUCGAGGACUACAUCUACGGAGUCACCUACAUCAACAACUUUGUGUUUCGGGUCAACAAGUUUGGCAAAGGCCCCAUGGAGAAUCUGACCACUGGCAUGAACCACGCCACAGACAUUGUGCUCUACCACCGCAACAAACAACCAGAGAUGACUAACCCAUGUGACAGGAAGAAGUGCGAGUGGCUGUGCCUGCUAAGCCCCAGUGGUCCAGUCUGCACCUGCCCCAAUGGUCGCACUCUGGACAACGGCACCUGUGUGGAGCUCCCCACACCCACACUGUCUCCUAUAGCCCCGCCCAGCGGCCCCUGCAACGUCCAGUGUCUGAACGGAGGCAGCUGCUUCCUGAACGCACGCAAGCAGCCCAAAUGUCGCUGUCAGCCCAACUAUGGAGGCGACCGCUGUGAGAUCGACCAGUGUAGAGACUACUGUCAGAACGGAGGCACCUGCAGUGCGUCACCUACAGGCGCCCCGACCUGCCGCUGUCUGACCGGCUUCACAGGACCCAACUGUAACCUGCACACCUGUAAGAACUACUGUCACAAUGCCGGCAACUGCAGCGUCAGCCCCGGCAACCAGCCCACCUGCCGCUGUCCGUCUGACUUCAUGGGAGAUCAGUGCCAGUACCGCAGUUGCGAGGGCCACUGCCUCAACGGGGGCACAUGUCUGCAGAGUGCCGACGGGUCUCGACAGUGUCGCUGUCUGCCUCAGUACAUCGGCAACAACUGUGAGGUGGACAAGUGUCACUACUGUCGUGACGGCAAGUGCAUCCCCACCAACACCUUCCAGCCCACUGGAGAUGUCACCUGCAAUUGUACCAGUGGCAGGGUGCAGCCCAGCUGCUACAACUGUGAGGAGUAUUGUGCUAAUGGCCAGUGCUCUGUGAACCCUCGCACGCAGCUCCCACAGUGCAGGUGUUCAUCUGGCUGGGAGGGACAUCGUUGUGAAGUGGUGGCCUCCACUUCCGAUUCCCCAGAGAGUGGUGGACGCACGGCCUCCAUAGUGAUCCCAGUGGUGCUGCUGGUGCUGCUGGUGCUGCUGGCGGGAGGGGCCUUGUUCUGGUACAGGAAGAGGAUGAGAGGGUCUAGCAGGUCGGGCAAAGCCUGCUCCAGGCACUCGCGAGCAAAGGGCUUCCAGCACCAGAGGAUGACCAACGGGGCCAUGAACGUGGAGAUUGGAAACCCGGCCUACAAGAUCUAUGAGGGCGAGCCGGAUGAUGAUGCUGGGGAGCUGCUAGAUGCAGACUUCACACUCGACCCAGACAAGCCAACCAACUUCACAAACCCAGUGUACGCUACUCUGUACAUGGGAGCCCACAACAGCCGCAACUCUCUGGCCAGCACGGACGAAAAGAAGGAGCUGCUGUCGCGGGGGGAUGAAGAGCCACUGGUUGACCCGCUGACAUAGACUGUCCAUAGCCUGGGUUAUACCAUUCGAGACACACCCCUCUUUUUGCCUUUUAAAGAAAAACUGAAAGAAAUUCUACAAAAAAAAGCGUGAACACUGUAUAAAAUGUACAAAAAUGAAGGACUACUUUUGUAUGUGAUUGCAGUAUUAUAUUUUGUUCUUUUCAGAUUCUGGUCAAAUGAACAAAACAUUUUCUAUAAGAUAUUUUUAAUUUACUCUUUUGUCCCUUCCCUUUUACCUAAAUAGCCACUACCUCUGUGCAAAAUGAAAUGGAAAGACAAUGAAAAUUAGAUGAAAAGGAUCAUUAUUGGAGCAAUUUUAAUUUUUUAUUUUUGUAUGAAUUGUAUAGAGAAAAACAUUGUUCCAUUUCACCAGUGCCAACUGUCUGUUGUUUAUGUUGUCUUUGAGUGGGGAAAGCAAACUCAAAGUUUUGUAAGUUGGUACCAAUGUUGUCUUGGUGGCAGUGUGUGAGGCAGGUUUAACAUAGCACGGUUUGUGUACAGCACGUGCUAAAUGUCAAAACCAGAUGGCAACUUCAGUAUUUCCACAAUGUUCUCAGAGAAUUUUUUUCAUGAAAUGAUUGUUUUCUUCCUUGCACAGACUUCAUAUUUUAUGGUGUGUAUAAAAGCCGUAAAAUGUAAAGCAGGUCAAUUUAUGUUUGUUUAUAUAACCUAAAAGUGUUUAGGGCUCAUGUGAUGUCGAGGUACCAUCAACAAGGUGUUUGGGGAGAGAUGAGAAAUGGUAUGUUGAUGAAGAGUUACCCAUUCCAGGCCUGUCAAUGCUGUCAUGGCUGGAAUGUUGGUGUUUAGGCUGCAGGAGACCAGAGUAAAGAGACGGAUCAGACAAGUGGGAGACAGACAAUGGCACCUUUUACUAGCCUAGUGUCACCUAUAUUAUGUACACCCUUUAGGGGACAGUUCAGCUCUUCUCUACAACCGUGCUGAUGGGGGGGAGGGUGAAAGGAGUUUGGUCUAGUGUACGUCAGUAAUCAUUUCAGUCGAUUUUUAAGGGCGUGAGAUUGCCCAUCUCGCCCUGUCGAUGCAAAGUACUUCUUCAAUCUUCAGGAGGAAGAAGGUUCGUGCUCUUAAAAUGUUGUUUUACUUCUCUUUGAUGUGCAUUUGUUUCCUUUGUUCUUUGCCUUGCGACCUCCCCCCCUCCCCCUCCUCAUAUCCCUGUCCCCUGUCCCUGUGUCAUGCUGUCCCCGUGUCAUGCUGUCCCCGUGUCAUGCUGUCCCCGUGUCAUGCUGUCCCCGUGUCAUGCUGUCCCCGUGUCAUGCUGUCCCCGUGUCAUGCUGUCCCCGUGUCAUGCUGUCCCCGUGUCAUGCUGCUGCUAACGCUGCCGUCCCUGCCGGUCGCCCUGACGUGUCCUUAAGCUCCCCCGCUGGGUCCCAAAAUGCUGCUUCUGUCAGAAGGGGUGAUCAGCCAUAUGUUAUUAAUGCAUGUAAAAACAACAAACACACACCUUCAAGUAUCUAGAAUAACCAAUAACAAAUCCUUAUUUUGCUUCCUGUACCUGUCAGCAAGUGUUAUUUUUGAUUUCAUGCUGUCACAUUUGUCUUGUUUUUAAUUGAGAAAAGAGAUGAGUACAAUCAUUUGACUUAAAGAGCAUUUUUGCUAAAUCAUACAUGCAUUUUUUGAAAGGUUGUUUUUUGAUUAGUCUUUGUUUUUUAAUGAGAAACUACACAUAGCUUUUAUAGUACACAAUGCAUGGAGGCUCAGACUUUCUUCUGGAAAGAGAAUAAUGUUUUAAUUUUUGCUGGAGUACUUUACAAACUAAAUAACAGAUAUUGUUAUAAAUAAAAUUUAAAAAACUGUACAGAAAACUA
Molecule: messenger RNA, 12085 nt
Organism: Osmerus eperlanus (European smelt)
Lineage: Eukaryota; Metazoa; Chordata; Actinopteri; Osmeriformes; Osmeridae
Product: low-density lipoprotein receptor-related protein 1-like
Exons: 69
Coding region: 208-10260 (3350 amino acids)
Cellular component (GO): signaling receptor complex; plasma membrane
Molecular function (GO): low-density lipoprotein particle receptor activity; calcium ion binding; protein binding
Source: RefSeq, a predicted model, not a curated record